AUGUUGAGGUCUCUCUUGCUGAAAAAGGUCCAAAACAAGGGCUUAUACAAUGGCGGACUACAGUUUGGGCGCCAGGAUGUGUGGUUGAAGCCCAUUGCUUCGUUUAAACCCACAAAUAAUAUACAUAUCGUUGGCCAGACAAAUAGCUACUCGACGUUUAACGCACGGGCUACUGGGAACAGUAGUGGGAGCUCAUCAGGCUCUGGCCAAGCUAAGAAAAAGAAGAUUUCGAUUUGGGCCAAAUUUAAAGCUUUUUCAACGUUUGCAGUCUCGGGAGUAUUAGUCGUUGGAGCCUCUGGACUAGCAGGUCUGGUCAUUUACUUGAUCCUUUCUGAACUGUUUUCGCCUUCUGGGGACACUCGUAUGUUCAAUAGAGCCGUUUCUGUUGUAGAAACAGACCCAGCGGCCAGACAACUGCUCCAAUGCCAGGACUCGGAAUCUCACAAAGAACGUUUGAAGGCUUACGGUGAGCUUCUGACAGACGACAGAUGGACAAGAAACCGUCCCAUUUCUUCUGUGCGCAGAAUUGGUAGGGAUGGGAAAGAACAUCACUACAUGCGCUUUCAUGUCGAAUCCAAGGCCAAACUAGCUUUGGUACACGUGGAAGCUCGCCAAUCAGAAACAAGUUACGUGCCGGAUGUCAUAUCCAUGUAUAUGGAUGUUCCAGGCGAAAAAAGAUACUAUUUCAUCAAGCCGAAGGUCAGCUUACCCCCACGUAAAGGUUUCUUGGGGGUCAAUUGGGGGCCCAAGAAAGAAAAAGAUUAA
This is a messenger RNA of Lachancea mirantina, 765 nucleotides long. The record is from the annotation of a GenBank genome assembly. NCBI's taxonomy places the organism in Eukaryota, Fungi, Ascomycota, Saccharomycetes, Saccharomycetales, Saccharomycetaceae.